Molecule: messenger RNA, 1647 nt
Organism: Sycon ciliatum
Lineage: Eukaryota; Metazoa; Porifera; Calcarea; Leucosolenida; Sycettidae
Product: mucin-2-like
Exons: 10
Coding region: 388-1647 (419 amino acids)
Source: RefSeq, a predicted model, not a curated record
UGCAAUGUAACGGCUAUUGCUAAUGGUACUUCUGACAGGGCAGUCAUAAACUUUGGAGAAACCGUUACCUAUUCUUGUGCAGCGGAUCAAGGGAUUGUGGGCGAUGCCACACCAACUUGCCAGGCUGACAGACAACUAUCCUCCAUUCCUUACUGUGUGCAAUGCCAUGUCCCUGCUAUAGUCAACGGUACUUCUGACAAGGCGGUCAUAAAAUAUGGAGAAAGUGUUACCUAUUCUUGCGGGGAUGAAGGGAUUGUGGGUGAUGCCACGCCAAGGUGCCAGGCUGACAGACAACUAUCCUCCAUUCCUUACUGUACCUCUGUUAAAUGUAAUGUACCUGCAAUUGCUAAUGGUAAACCUACCAAAGCGGUAAUUCCAGUCGGAGAAAUGGCUGCCUAUUCUUGCUCUCACAACCUUAUCGCCGUGGGUAAUGCCAGCUGCAUGGCUGAUGGAAAUCUCUCCUCGGUUCCUUACUGCGGUUAUUCGUCAUUGACUGGCUACAGCUACUGUUCUGGAGUUGGUGCAGUCCUGCAGCGGACACACGAUAACAAGCUUUUCAACUUUACAGUCGCCCAGGAAAUAUGCAGGCUACAAAAUGGCAGUUUACUAAGUCCCAAAGCCUUCACGUCGAGAUGCACGCGAACUUUGCUCGGUGAUACCCGCAUUGCCUGGAUCAACCAGUUUGAGGCUGGAAAAAACGAAAUGAUUGCGUUUGUCACUGGAGGACCAAGCCACAAUGCUUCCACUCGCUUCUUGAAGACCCCAUUAUACGUCGUGUGCGAAAUAGCAUGUUCCGCUUCAGCUCAUAUCUUCAACAUAUCAGCGAGUGGCAUUGUAACUUGUAAACCAGGUUAUGAAUACCUUUAUGCACACCAUCCAUGUGAACCCUGUACACCUGUGCAAUGCAAUGUAACUGCUAUUGCUAAUGGUACUUCUGACAGGGCGGUCAUAAACUUCGGAGAAAACGUUACCUAUUCUUGUGCGGCGGAUCAAGGGAUUAUGGGCGAUGCCACGCCAAGUUGCCAGGCUGACAGACAACUAUCCUCCAUUCCUUACUGUGCCUAUUCAGAGGUGGCAGGCAAAACCACACCAGCGCAACAAGUACCGAUCCAAAGACAAAGUCAAGCAUCGCAAAAUCCAGGACAGUUCCCAAGAAGUCUGGCGGUAGCUAAUACACAAGUAUCAAAAAAUCCUGGUCUGUCAGGUAUGACAUCUCCAACACCACCAGUGCCAGACCAAGGAAAAAGCCAAACAUCUCAAAGUCCGGGACAGUCGCAGCAACCUUCACCAGCAACCGAUGGAGAUCGAUCUGCACCUGCAUCUGAUUCAGAGGUGGCAGGCAAAACCACACCAGCGCAACAAGUGCCAAUCCAAAGAAAAAGUCAAGCAUCGCAAAAUCCAGGACAGUUCCCAAGAAGUCCGGCGGAAGCCAAUACACAAGUAUCAAAAAAUCCUGGUCUGUCAGGUAUGACACCCCCAACACCACCAGUGCCAGACCAAAGAAAAAGCCAACCAUCUCAAAGUCCGGGACAGUCGCAACAAACUUCACCAACAACCGAUGAAGACGGAUCGGCACCGGCAUCUGGGGAGCGAAUAUCUGUAGCAUUAUGUGUUUUAGCGGCAGAGACUUGUGCAGGCAGUUCGUAG